GGUUCGCCUGCGGGGUGACGGUUUCCGCCAUCCUUUUCACCGCUCUUCUGUUCAAGGAUUUCUUGAAGAGAAGUGCAGGUCACUUGGCUACCAAAGCUGGAUCCAUAAAGAUGCAGCUGUCCACAAUGGAACAGCAGCAGGCAGGCCCGCUCUUGAUAUUGAUACAGCACCAGUUAAGAGGACGGCAACUUCUUUGUCAGGAUAUGAUUAUGAGGUGUUCUUGAGCUUUAGAGGGCCGGAUACCCGAGCGGGCAUCACCGACUUCCUCUACACGAGCCUAGUCGGUGCAGGGAUCCGUACGUACAAAGACGACAAAGAUCUCCCACACGGGAAAGAGAUCGGCCCGGAGCUCCUCCAAGCGAUUCACCAAUCGAAGAUUUCCAUACCCAUCUUCUCGAAAGGCUAUGCCUCUAGUAGAUGGUGUCUCCAGGAGUUGGUCCACAUGGUGAAGUGCAAGAAGACUCGGGGGCAGAUCAUCAUACCUAUUUUCUAUGAUGUGGCGCCUUCGGAGGUCCGACUGAAAACCGGGGUCUACGUGGAGGCCUUGUCUUUGCACGAAAGCAAGAAGCUGUACGGCGACGAGACCAUUCGAGAGUGGAAGGCGGCUCUCAAAGAAGCCGGAAACAUAAAGGGAUACAACCUGCGUAGCUUGCCCAACAGGCAGGAAGGUGAGUUUGUGAAGCAGGUAGUCAAGGACCUUCUCGGCGCAUUGAAGAAGGCUUUUUUGGUAGUAUCUGACUGCCUGGUUGGAGUCGACGAUCAUGUGGGUGAAAUUAUGCGAAUGAUAGGCACUCAGAUACAAGAAACACGGAUCGUCGGAAUCCACGGAAUGGGUGGUGUUGGAAAGACAACUCUCGCCAAAAUCAUCUACAAUCAACUCUCAGCCGAUUUCGAGGAUUGCUGUUUCCUCUCCAACAUUCGAGAAACUUCGGAGCUUCACGGUAUUGAGCGGGUGCAGAGUCAGCUCAUCUCUGAUGUUCUGAAACAGAAGGGGACCGACAUAAAAAAUAGCCCUGAAGGGAGUAAGAUAAUCAAAGAAAGGCUGUCAAGUAAGAGGGUUCUUCUUCUUCUCGACGAUGUCGACCAAAAGAUUCAACUGAAUGCGCUUAUGGGCAAGCGCGACUGGUUUGGUGAAGGAAGCAAGCUUAUAAUUACGACUAGAAACAAAGACAUUCUCAACGGUUUCGAAGUGAAUUAUCGUUAUGAUCUUACUUGUAUGAAUGAUGACCAAUCUAUUCAACUUUUUAGUAGACAUGCCUUCAGAAGAGAUUGUCCGUUGGACGAGCAUGCCACCCUCUCCCAAAAGGCAGUGGACAUUGCUGGAGGCCUGCCUCUUGCGCUUGAGAUUAUAGGUUCACUUUUAUCAUGCACCCGUAAAGAUAUGUGGGAUGCUAAGCUGAAGGCGUUUGAAAGGACUCCACGUGAAGUUCAGAGCAAGCUGAAAGUAAGUUAUGACGCAUUGGAUGAUCGGCAGAAGUAUAUCUUCCUCGACAUAGGUUGUCUAUUUAUUGGAUGGGACAUCGAUACUGUGAUUCAUGCGUGGGAUGAGUCGGAGUAUUCCCCGGAAGAAACGAUAGAAAUUUUACACCACAUGUCUCUGAUAAAGAUUCAAAAAGAUAAAAAGCUGUGGAUGCAUGAUCAUCUAAGAGACCUCGCCAGAGAAAUCACUCGGCAGGAAUGUAAAAGGCGAUAUGCGAACCAGCGCAGGGUGUGGGAUCACAAGAAAGCAUUUGAAUUGCUAAAGACACGCAAGGAAAAAGGAAAAGUUGAAGCUAUUUGUCUAAAGUUUGACCAUCGGCAGGAUUACCGUUUUACAUGCGGAGACUUCUCUAGACUACCAAAUCUGAGGUUCCUCCAUGUUGAUAGUCUAAACUUGCCCGAACACGUCCUGGAAAACUUUCGUGCGCAAUGUAGGCUUUCGUGGCACAAUUUGCCAUCCAAGGCUGUUCAGAGGUCAGGUCUCCUGCCAAAGCUGCAAUGGCUCUCUUGGCAUAAUUAUCCUCCAAAAUUUGAUAUAACCAAAUUUUCCUUGGUAAAUCUAGCCAUUCUUGAUCUGUCGUGGAGUAAACUGACGGACAGUUGGGAUGGUUGGAGUCACAUAGAGAUGGCGAAGAAUUUAAAAGUGCUGAAUCUGACUGGUUGCACACGCUUGAAGAAAACUCCUGACUUAUCUGCAAAUGUGAAUUUAGAGAGAUUGAUCCUAGAGAAAUGCAAAAUCUUGGAAGAAAUUGAUAGGUCUAUCAGUCAGUUGCGGCACCUAGUAUUAUUAAACCUCAAUUUCUGCAAGAAACUCCGCUACAUCCCAAAGGAGCUUGGCGAUAUGGAGUCUUUGAAACUCUUGAUUGCUGGGACGUCGAUAGAGGAUAUGCUCGAAAGUCAAGUUGAUACGGGAGCAUCAAGUCCUAUGGAACAAAUUUCCCCCCCAUAUGAUGUUUCGUCGAGCAGAAAAGCCCAAAUCUUUUUCCGGCAAGCAAAGGCCCAUUUCCACAACAAGUUGAUUCGAUGUGGGUUGAAGAGGUGAUUUUAUAGGGAAGUUGCCGGUUCAAUAGGCUAGUCGUCGAUGACUACCAAAAUGUCGAUUUACAAGUUUGUUGUCGACUUCGAGUCUACUAAUCGACUAUCUAGCGACUGGAGGCUGCUCUUGUCGAUUUCUAUUGUUGUUUGUCGAUCUUCCAAGGUGGCUGUUCGGCUAUGCAGACCGAUGGAUGAA
This is a messenger RNA of Syzygium oleosum, 2710 nucleotides long. Its product is annotated as disease resistance protein L6-like. The transcript is spliced from 4 exons. Bases 443 to 2521 code for a protein of 692 amino acids. Gene Ontology annotation, molecular function: ADP binding; ATP hydrolysis activity. Lineage: Eukaryota; Viridiplantae; Streptophyta; Magnoliopsida; Myrtales; Myrtaceae. Gene Ontology annotation, biological process: signal transduction; defense response. The record is from RefSeq and is a predicted model, not a curated record.